Messenger RNA from Mesorhabditis belari, 438 nucleotides. The record is from the annotation of a GenBank genome assembly. NCBI's taxonomy places the organism in Eukaryota, Metazoa, Nematoda, Chromadorea, Rhabditida, Rhabditidae.
AUGGCUACUGGGCUGCGGAAGACGAGAAAGUUGAGAGGACACGUCUCGCACGGUCACGGACGCAUCGGAAAACACAGAAAGCACCCCGGAGGUCGUGGAUUUGCUGGAGGACAGCACCAUCAUCGCAUCAACCGAGACAAGUACCACCCUGGAUACUUUGGAAAGGUCGGAAUGAGAAACUACCAUCUUCGCAAGAAUCACUACUUCUGCCCAACUGUCAACGUCGACAAAUUGUGGUCACUCGUCCCAGAAGGAGCCCGUGAGCAAGCUGCCGGUCCCGCCAAGGCUCCCGUUAUCGACUGUGUUCAAGCAGGAUUUUACAAAGUUUUGGGAAAAGGACUCCUACCCAAGCAGCCACUCAUUGUCAAGGCGAAAUUCUUCUCUCAUUCGGCUGAACAAAAAAUUAAGGGCGCCGGUGGAGCAUGUGUUCUUGUUGCU